Colletotrichum costaricense is the source of this 690-nucleotide messenger RNA. RefSeq names its product 3-hydroxyacyl-CoA dehydrogenase. The record is from RefSeq and is a predicted model, not a curated record. Gene Ontology annotation, biological process: fatty acid metabolic process. Lineage: Eukaryota; Fungi; Ascomycota; Sordariomycetes; Glomerellales; Glomerellaceae. The coding region runs from base 1 to 690 and encodes 229 amino acids. The transcript has a single exon. Gene Ontology annotation, molecular function: L-gulonate 3-dehydrogenase activity; NAD+ binding.
AUGUCACAUAUUCAAAAGGUCGCCAUUGUUAGUUGUGGCUCUAUUGGAGCCUCUUGGGCUGCUCUUUUUCUAGCACAGGGCCUCCAAGUAUCAGCUUUCGAUAUCAACCCUGCUGCCGAAACGUUCCUUCGAUCCCUUGUCACUGACGCCCUGCCUAUUCUUUCGACGCUGGGCCUCGUCAAGAAUGCCACAGCGAAAGUAGAAGACAUUUUCUUCACGACGAACAUGACUAAGGCUCUCGUAGACGCCGAUUUUGUGCAAGAAAACGGACCGGAGAAACUGGAUUUCAAGCGGACAUUGUUCAACGACAUGGCGAACAUUGUUCGGCCAACCACAAUCAUUACUACAAGCAGCAGUGGUCUAACUUAUUCAAGCAUACAGCUUGGAAUAGAUAAACCAAGCCGGCCUGAACGAUGCGUCGUUGGUCAUCCUUUCAACCCUCCGCACCUCAUCCCCCUUGUGGAGGUAGUCGCCGGUGGGCAGACAUCAUCUGAAACUAUCAGCACCACCAUGGAGUUUUACGAAAAGAUAGGGAAAAGGGCAGUGCACAUUAAAAAGGAAGUUAUCAGUCAUGUCGCCAACCGUCUCCAGGCAGCCUUGAUAAGAGAGGUCAUGUACCUACUGCAGGAGGACGUUGCUAGAGUCGAGGCCAUUAACAAAGCAAUGAGUUAUAGCCCCGGUCUUCGAUAG